CCCCGCACAGACCCCGCGCGGUGCCGCCCGGCCCGGCCCGGCUCGGAUGCCGCCAUGGGGAGCCGCUUCUCCAGCAUCCCCGCGCUGCCCCGCGGCGGCCAGGGCCGCCUGCACCGCGCCCGCCACCACCGCCUCAAAGAUUCCAUUGGUGGGUCGUUUUCAACUUCCUCCCACAGAUGCCACCACAAGCAGAAGCACUGUCUCCCCAUCCCACAGUGUGGAACUCUGUCCAUCAGCCCUCUGCUUUUCCAUCCUCACACGAAGGGAUCCCAGAUCAUCAUGGACACAACACAGAAGGCGGUGAAGCGCCAGGCUAGCUUCUGCAAUGCCAUUACCUUCAGCAACAGGCCCAUUGUUAUUUAUGAACAAGUCAGGCUUAAGAUCACUAAAAAACAGUGUUGCUGGAGUGGGGCUCUUCGACUUGGCUUUACUUCCAAGGAUCCAUCGAGGAUUAACCCUGAGACUCUGCCGAAGUACGCGUGCCCUGACUUGGUUUCCCAAAGUGGGUUUUGGGCCAAGGCUCUGCCAGAAGAGUUUGCAAAUGAGGGAAACAUCAUAGCCUUCUGGGUGGACAAGAAGGGACGGGUUUUUUAUCGGGUGAACGACUCCACUGCGAUGCUCUUCUUCAGUGGGGUGAGGACGGCAGAGCCCCUCUGGGCUUUGAUCGAUGUCUAUGGACUCACCCGUGGAGUGCAGCUCUUAGACAGUGAAAUCAUCCCUCCUGACUGCCUGCGGCCCCGCUCCUUCACUGCCAUCCGCCGGCCCUCGCUGCGGCGGGACACAGAGGACACGCGUCUCUCAGUCAGCCUGUGUGACCUCAACCUGCAGGAGGAGACCUUCCACGUGACAGCCACCACGUGUCCUAUCCCACAGAACUCCCUCAACUCCCAGCACUCCCACCUCCUCCCCUCCCAGCUGGAAAGCGACCUCCGCUUCCACCACCUCCGGGGACCCCAUGUCAAAAUCCUCGAUGACCAAACUGUGGCCCGUCUGGAGCACGCCCGGGAGGAGAGGACUUUGGUUUUCACCAGCAGGCCCCUUCGGAUCAAUGAAACCAUUUUCGUCAAAAUCAACAAGUCCAACGCUGUGCGCACAGGGACGCUCUCCUACGGGGUGACGUCCUGCGACCCCAGCACCUUGCGCCCCAGUGACCUCCCCUAUAACCCCGAGUCUCUGGUUGACCGAAAGGAGUUCUGGGCCAUCUGCCGAGUGGUGGUGCCUCUCCAGAGUGGAGACAUCCUGGGAUUUACGAUGAAUUCAGAUGGUGAGCUGCACUUGAGUCACAACGGUGCCGGCAUUGGCAUACAGCUCUGUGCGGACUGUUCCCAGCCCCUCUGGAUGUUCUUCGUUUUACACGGAGCAAUCAUGCAAAUUCGAUUGCUGGGUUCCACCAUAUUAGCAGAACGGCUGGGAUUGUCCACACCAAGCUCGCCCACAUCAACACCCAAUUCCCCCACUGUCCUCUGCAGUGGUGUCUCUGGCCCCUUAUUGUCUACAUGUGGCUCUGGCCCCCUCUGCAGCUCUAUCAGUGGCACAGCUCCCAACUCUCCAAGCAGCUUGCCUGAGUCACCGAUUUUCUCAUCCGUCUCAGGGCCCUGGGUAGAUGAAUGCACCAUCUGCUAUGAGAACAUGGUAGACACAGUCAUUUACUCCUGUGGACACAUGUGUCUCUGCUAUUCAUGUGGGCUGAAGCUGAAGAAGAUGGCCAAUGCUUGCUGCCCCAUUUGCAGACGGGCCAUCAAAGAUAUCAUCAAAACAUACCGCAGCACUUAGAGUAACAGCUGAUGCUGUGGUGGGGACUGGGCAGGUCGAGAGGAGGCCAUGAAACAGCACAGGUCUUGGUCUCUAUUCAUCACCCAGGAGAUUCAAAAACUGUCACUCAUCAUCACCCUGAUCCCCUCUUCAAUGGACAACCGAUGAGACAAGCUCACGUGCUGCUCAUAUACCCUCCAAUCAAGCCCUGGGGCUGAACUCCAGUGGGUCAGGGAAGUUGCGAUGGACUACUCUCCCUUGUGGAUUUUCAACUUUAUCUCAACAAAAGCCAGCUGGUGCAAUCAUCCCUUUUCUAGACCGUGCACAGCAGAGGGGAGUCUCCACUGUUUAGCAAAUACAGCUAAGUGGUAAAAGGUUCAGUGCUACACAUCUCCUUCUAGAGGCACCCCACGUGCAGAGACAGCAGAAGAGAAGAAACAAGCAACAUGUUUGUGUGUACAGCCAGCCUGACCAUAGGAGGCCCCUCAGGAAGGAUGGAGCAAGGCAAGCUUUGAACCAGUGAGGGAGGUGCAGUGAGCACACUCACAGCAGAAAGGCUGUGCAGAAAAGAACCCAAGAUUUGUGAAGCAAAACCCACCUCAGCAAAACCUACCAUGAAGCAAUGCCCACAGACAGAAGAGCAGCCCCAUGGCAGCCCCUUGAGGGCUGCCCCCCCCUUCCUGACAGAGGCAUUCAGGGUAGGUUUGACUACCCAAUAAUGGCAACAGCCUUGCUCCCUCCCAGUAGCAUCCAGCCACCUCCUAUCACCAUCCCCUUGCAUGAUGAGCGGCUCUCAACCCCCACCACUACCAAUUUGUGUGCAGUCUCCACACAGCACAAGGGAUUCAGCAGCAUCUCUCUUCCCACAGGCCUGUUGGGAGAGGGAGACAUAUCUCCCUCACCUCUCUCCCACUACCAUCCAGACAGCACUUGUGAGGAAAACCCCCAGCCUCACCACGGAAGAAUGUAUAAACCCACAUGUCUGUGGGUUUCCUUUACUGGUAACUUUAUCACUGUGCUUUAAGACAAAACCAGCCAGGUGGUACUCAGCCCUUCACAGCCACACCGGCAGGACACGGCUGUCCUUACGUGUUAGGAAGAAAGGAAUGGAAAAAACCCACAAAAACAACCAAACUUGAGGGGUUUGGUUUGCUUUGGUUUAUUAAAACAAAUCCCCUUCCCUCCUUCAGAUGGGAACAUCCUGUCCCCCAGUGGGGAGAAUGGCAACCCCCAUGGUUUCUUUGUAAAGAGCUGCUGCUCUGCCAGGGCUGUGGGGCCUGACCCACUGGAGCUGGGUGGCUUGGCAGCAUCAGGAGCUGCCUGUCUCCCCUCCUGACCCAUCCUGCUGCCUUCCAGGGCUGCAGGGGAGGGAGAGACUGUGUCUGGGUCCUGAGGGGAGAUCAGGGCUGGAGCACCACAGCAGUAGAGUUUGUCCCACCAUGUUGCCCAUCUGGCCAGACCAGGGAAGGCCAUGGAGUUGCACCCUUCCAGCUGAGCUUUUCCUUGCACACCAGCAUAUGGCCAUUGAUGGGACAGAGGGGAAGAGCGUGGUGGGGGGCUAACAGCAUCUAACUUACACAGUUGUUUGCUGCAGGGGACAUCAUGUCCCACAUGGCAGGAGGUGGGUGAAUGACCACUGGCAGAGGCUGCUCCUAAAACUGCCUGGAAAACACAUCCUCGUUGUCUUCUUGAGGAGAUGAAAAAAGGGACUACUGGCUGAGGAGCAUAUUAUAGAGCCUUUCUCUGAAGGUGCCACCAUCACUACAGCUUACCAGGGGGUCUGCAGCUGCCCCCAGCCUGCCCAGUGGGCAGCACUAACUUGAACGCUGAUACUCUGGGUUACAGGGAUUUAUUUCUUUGCAUACCUCUGAUGUACAGCCCCAACCCAGCCCUGUCCCCCGGACCAGCUGUCGAAAGCUCCAGAGCAUCAUGGCUCUCGUGCAGGAGAGCCAGUUGGCACAAGUCUGGGGGAAGUCAGAGCAGCCAUGCCAGGAGCACGGCUGGUCCGCAGGCAGGCAGCCAGCCUCCAGCUUGCCUGGGGACAGAGCUGUGACCAGUGCACACAGGAAACCUGUUUCAGUAGUUAUACAAACUCCAGUGCAAGGAUUUCAGAAAGGAAGAACCCAAGGGGCAAGAAGGUGUUGAUUAAAUAGUGGAUGUGGGGAAAUGUGCAAUAAGCAGCCUCCCGAGCCUUCACCGCACCAGUGGGACCAGUUUCCCUCCGUGUAGGGCAAGCCAAGGGGUAAACUUUAUUUUUCAAGGAAGUCCAUCCAUGAGUACCAGUGCAGUGGUGUGAAUUCCCUUUUCACCUUUUGAAUUGAGAGUGUUUUAAUAUAUUAACUGUGUUUGUUUUACUGUGGACCAAACUCUAGGAGUUAGUAGAAGCUGAAAGCUCCCCCAGCAUCUGAGCUCAAAAAUUGGGGUUAAGUCCUGCUCCCAUAUCAGCUGCCUCCAGCUGUAAGUAGGAAGGAGAACAAGGCUCUCUUCAGGGAGAGGAAAAAAAAAAAAAAACCACCAAAAACAACCAGCAAAACCAGUAAAAGUAACAACAAUCCUAAUCUUUUGUUUUGUUUGACUGGUGUAGGUUCCCAUGUACCUCUGUGUUCUUGUGUCAUUUGCAUUUCAUUGCUUUACUUUAAGAUGUUUUGUGUUCUAAGAGAAGAAUAACUCAUUGUGAAAAAUUGGAUAACUGUGAUCGUGAAUAAAGUUGAUUUAGAUAUCCUGCA
This is a messenger RNA of Myiozetetes cayanensis, 4478 nucleotides long. It is a transcript of the gene NEURL1, whose product is annotated as neuralized E3 ubiquitin protein ligase 1. Lineage: Eukaryota; Metazoa; Chordata; Aves; Passeriformes; Tyrannidae. Gene Ontology annotation, biological process: negative regulation of Notch signaling pathway; nervous system development. Bases 55 to 1773 code for a protein of 572 amino acids. The transcript is spliced from 6 exons. The record is from RefSeq and is a predicted model, not a curated record. Gene Ontology annotation, cellular component: plasma membrane; postsynaptic density. Gene Ontology annotation, molecular function: ubiquitin protein ligase activity.